Molecule: messenger RNA, 7126 nt
Organism: Ornithodoros turicata
Lineage: Eukaryota; Metazoa; Arthropoda; Arachnida; Ixodida; Argasidae
Exons: 15
Coding region: 262-4497 (1411 amino acids)
Biological process (GO): protein linear polyubiquitination; proteasome-mediated ubiquitin-dependent protein catabolic process
Cellular component (GO): ubiquitin ligase complex
Molecular function (GO): ubiquitin binding; ubiquitin-protein transferase activity
Source: RefSeq, a predicted model, not a curated record
AUAGGCCAGAGCUGGCGUACAGCUGGUAGAGUAGAUGAUGAAGGAGUAGAGUAGAGCCGAGUAGAGCAUGGAAGUAUGCAUGGAAGCAUGGAAGUAUGGAAGCAAGCAAGCAAGCAGAAGCAAGGAGCGAGUAUGAACAUCUCCGGAUAUGACGUCAUGCGCACGCGAGCGCGCUAGUCUUCUGGUUUGGUCAGUCUGGUCCGCAAAAUUAGGCGUUAUCGUAACCCUCGGGCGGGGGAACGAUAUGAUUUUUUAAUAGAUAUGGCUGAGGUGAGGCAACCCAUGGUUGAAGAUCCAGGGCCUCUUCUCACACUUGGAGACCGUGUCGUCUGGCUGUUUGAUCAUGGUCCAGAACAUGGCUGGGUACGAUUUGUUGGGCGUAUCCCUGUUGUCUCAACAAACUGGGCCAUUGGUGUUGAAUUUGAUAACCCAGUUGGAGCAGGAGAUGGGAAGUUUGGCGGGAAGCGGUACUUCUAUGCAAAAAAUGACCAUGCUUUCUUCCUUCCAAGUUCAAGCCUUAUUCGAUCUCAAGAUUACAACAGCACAUAUGACAAGAGAGGAAAUACUGUGAGAUUAUCAACCAAAGUGUCCACCUUGCCGCAUAGAUUCAGUACAAGCCCACGUUCAUAUGUCAAUGCUGGGAUUCCUCGAUGCAUCUUUGGUUGCCACCACUGUCUCGGACAUGGAAGCUGUAGCUCACAGGCACACACAGGACCAGCGAGCAAGUUGCAACGCUACAAGUCGUCUACCCUUGGGACGAAAUGCCUUAGAGACGGUCAACCUGACUCAGACACUUGGUUGGAAGGUGGUCCAAAUAAUGUGUGCGUCCAGUCGUGGAAAAGCAGCAGCACUCAUUCCGUUGUCAGUUGUCCGUCCAUGCUCCUGCCGCAAGUCGCAGUUGCUCAAGAGGUGUCUUCAAGUUCAGACAGUGGGUUAGAUCUCGGAAGUCUGCGAUCACUCAUGGCCUGCUUCACAAUGGGCCCUAAUCGCAAAAAGGUGCGAAGGAAAAAGAAGCGCAAGCUGGUCCUCACUGCUAGCCAUAAUAGCAGCUGUUCCUCAGAAAGUAAAAAGAUGUCACAGAAUGACUUCUGUAACAGCAGGAUAAAGCUGGACUCCUCCCAGUAUUUUCCUUCACAUGUCGAAGAGAAGCAGUUUUACAAUGUCACAGAAAAAGUACACAGGAAGUGGGGAAGUGCUUUGCAAGAACCAAGUGGUGUCGUUGUAAACGAUAAUAAAAAGGAAAAGGAGGAUCAGGCAGCAGAGGAAAGCCCCGUGAAUUUGGCUGCGGAACUCAAAGGGCAGUCAAACAGCCUUCCCAUAUUCCCCGCCAAAACGGCGACGACGAAGAAGAAGCGGCCAGCUCCCAAACCUCCCGUAAAGGCAGUAAAGGAUUAUUCCGUGUUAAGCCUUGGAGCUAGAGGAGCGGCGCCACCAUCCCUUCACCGGGUGCACUUGCCCAGUUCAUCGCUGAGGAAAUCACAUAAGAAACCUGCCCCUCCGCCACCUAUCAAAUAUGUGAAAGAGAGCAACUUGCGUCAAGAAGUGCAAUCUACCCGUGAUAACAUAGCCACCGAAACUCGAAAAGUUGCAGAUGAAGUCGCACUUCCAAGUCCCUCCAAACCGUUUUCUUCUGUGGAAGUGGGCACUAUAAAGAAGGAAUCUUCCAUAGAUAUGGCGAAGUCAUCGAAGCCAUUUGACAUAAGGAACAACAUAUUCGAAUCCACAGUCAAGCCGGACAUUCGUUUUAAAGAAGUGCUUCUUCCGCCCGAAGAAAUGCCAUCAGAUGUCACAGAGACGAACAGCACAGCAGCCACACAGAAAAGCGAAAAUGGUGCGGACCCGGAUGUCAAACCCAACAUUGACGCUCGUGGUUCUGUAGGAUAUGCAGGUUCCACCCUGCGUUCACGCCCAGCACCUGUAGCAUCGAACGGCAAGAACGACAGCAUCCUGUCAGAACGACAAGUAAGAUACGUCGCUACGAACAAGUCUGCUCUAUGCCCACCCAUUAUGGAAGAGGACGAAACAUACGGUGCCACAACCACAAAGAAUCAGAUAGACGACUUGGAAGCUAUUCUCAAACGGAACUCGAAUGUCCUUGAACUCCUGGACGCAUUCAACAAGCUUGAAAUUGGUACAGAUACUGCUGGAGAUUGCAACGAUUUAGGUUCCCCGAGACAACAGAAAAAGCAGUUGAAACCAUUAAAGUCACUCUUUCAAAAGCAAGAAGGUAGCAAGGUGGUAUCAACAAAAUGGACGUACACACCUAUGGAGGUCAACAUUGAGAAACCUGCAAUGAGCGCGCGCCAGGAGACGCAAACGCAUUUUGCUGCCCGAACUGAAGAAGUGAAACGCAUCAACGCAAACGUGGAAACCGAAGAGAAGAUAGUUAAUACGUCUGUGAAUCCGGUAUUCUCUGAAAAAGGUGCUCCUCUCGAACGCCCUGCUGAAGCCCUGGCGUUCGACUUGGUGGCAUGCCGUAGGAAUCUCAAACCAAUCAACAGGCUUCCAGGCUUGGGGAUGUUUGCCUCUGAAGUUAAAGGCGAAGCGAAAGAAGGCCCUCAGAAUAGAGUCACUUCGGUGACUGCCGCUUCGACAGAAUCGAAUGCGAAGUUCCCCGAAAAGAGUGGAAGUGUCCCGAAGGCUGUCAAGGUAAACCAAAAUAGCAGCAUUGCGGAGGAGGUGGGCAAGCGGAGAACUCUUUCUGCCUGCUCUGCUAGGAUUACCGCCUUGCCAAAUGCAAUGUCCAACUCUCCUGCGUUUACGAAGGAGCCCUUAGGCAGGUCUUCUCCAUCACUUUCGACGCCCUCGUCACCUCGGUCCAACAGCGGCCAUGUGCUGCCUCCCGUCCACCCGAAUUCUCCGACUGCUUCAAUGCACGCCCGUGUGCCACUUCUCUUCCGGCAGCUGGAAGAAGCAAUCAGCAAAGGCGAGCACGACAGAGCUGCCAUCCUUGCACGAGAACUCGCCAUGUGCAAGGUGUCAUGCUCAUUGCGUCGCAUCAAGAAAACUUGUGCAGAUUCCAAGCAGCUCACUGUUAAGAUGUUCGUAGAAGACAAGGAUUCACAUGUUGGCCCCAUCUCUGUUCGUGUUCAUCCUGGAAUGACUUUGAGGCAUUUGAAGAAGAAGAUUGAAGAGGAGUACAACUUCCCUUCUCAAGUGCAACGUUGGAUCUUGGGAAAGAGCUUGGCAACCGAUGACGCGUCAACGUUAGAGCAGUAUGGAGUCACUCACAGCGAAUGUCCAGUGUUCCUCUAUCUUGUAAGCCCUGUCGAGAGAAAGAAUGAAGUGGACUCAGCAGUGACGCCCGCGUCACCAACCAUACUUCUUAAACAACGCGGUCCAGUUACGAGGAACAGCGAAAGCUCCGAGGAAGAAUACCGCGCUAAUGAAGGAACUGCUCCUAACACAGAGCAGGUGGGACUUGCAGGGCCGACAGGAUGUGACAGUGUGCCACGUUCGAGGAGGGUGUCUGAUGCUUCCAGCACUUUAGACGUUCUCCUGAAUGACAAAGCUGCAGGUUGGACGUGCGGACUGUGUGGAAUAAAAAAUACAGAGGCGGGAAGCUGCGCCAUGUGCGGGGCAGCUAUUGCAACGAAUGAAUCUCCGCAGUACGACGAAGUUCCGCGAGACGACCUCCCGAGUGGGGGAGAGGAAGAGGAUGCGAACGUGAAGGCGGAGGAAACCGUCACAGAGACAGCAACGACGCAGCCAGGCAACCUGCAAGAUGAAGCGGCACCGCCGAAAGACUACCUGAAGUUGAUAGAACUAGACGAACAGGAUUUAGUGCCGAACGCUGAACUGUUUGAGUGUCCCAUCUGCUUCAUGGACACAAACGCAAUGGAGGGCGUCGUUCUAAGGGACUGCCUGCACUCAUUCUGCAAGGACUGCCUAUGUGAUGCUGUGCGUUACGCCCAGGAAGCUAUUAUUAAGUGCCCCUUCAGGAAUGACCAGUACUCUUGUGAUAGCCAUUUACAAGAACGAGAAAUCAAGGCCCUGGUUCCACCAGGCGUCUAUGAAACCCAUUUGACUCGAAGCAUGAAGACAGCGGAAAGCCAGGCUCCCAACAGUUUUCACUGCAAAACACCUGACUGUCCAGGAUGGUGCGUCUUAGAAGACAAUGUGAAUGUGUUUCUCUGUCCCGUGUGUAAGCAUACAAACUGCUUGACGUGCCGAGUGAUCCACGAAGGAAAGAACUGCUUACAGUACCAGGAUGAACUAGAAUAUAAUGCACCUGAAAGCCAAGAAGCGAAACAGACGAAGGACUAUCUGGAUGAAAUGGUUACAGCCGGACAAGCGAUGCACUGCCCGCAGUGUCAUGUGAUCGUAAUGAAGAAGUGGGGCUGUGAUUGGUUGAAGUGCUCCGUUUGCCAGACAGAAAUAUGCUGGGUAACGAAAGGACCUCGUUGGGGGCCAAAUGGCAAAGGUGAUACAAGCGCUGGAUGCAAAUGUGGAGUUAAUGGGGUGAAAUGUCACCCUAAAUGCAACUACUGCCAUUGACGUACGUUUUCAAAAUACACAAAUAACGUGAAAAUGAAACAAAGCGUGCGUAUGGAUGCGAGAAAGAAACAAUAUCCAUACUUUUUUUCGUUAUGGAGUUCCACUUGCUUGUGUACAUGCCACUUUCGCAAUAACAUGAACAAGUUACAAAACCACGUAAGUAAAAUGACAAGUAAAAUUACUAUUCGGGAAACAUGGCUUCAUUGGUCCCAAGACAUUGCUUAACCCUCUUCGGAAGUCCCAUUUUCAAAACUAUGCGCUAAAAGUACCCACGAAAUCGAUCGUAGAAAGGUAGAAGAUCCAGCAAACUGAUGAGGAAAUGUUCUAGGAGGAGCCUCAGGAAGAGCCGCCGAUAUUUCGAAUAGAGACUUUUUUCGUCCAGAAGAAGAGCAGCCUCUGUUCGAAAUAUCGGCGACACUACGUCCUCAGACUCUUCCCUUAACAUAACGAAAUCGAGGUAAAGCAAGAAGCGAGUUAGUGAACAUUGCAAGUGGGCAUUGUAUCUCGUGCUGAUUGAGAAUGAACGCCUUGCCAAGCUCAGUGUCUCCAAAAGCGACUGCGUACUUCAGCCGAUGAUCGAGAACGAGUAGAAAGAGCGGCAUAUGCACAGGACUGACGUCGAUGCGCCACAUUUACGUUGAAAGCAAAAGUAUGCAAACCAGCUGGUGUAAACUUCCUCUAGGUGUCAUACCCUUGAGACUCAAGCAACACAAGACACAUACACAACGCACACCGACUCAAAACUUGCAAAGACUACUGCUUUUUGCUGGUUUUGAGUCGGUGGGCGUUGUGUAAGUCUGUUCUGUUGACUCAGUCUCAAGGAUACGACAUCUAGGUGACCUCAUGACAAGGUCUAGACCACGAGCGUGCUCCAUGUGUCAACUCCCCGCAUUUGGUAUCUUGGAAUUUAUUUUGGCAGAAAAGAGUAAUUGUUGAACAUCAGUGAAGCAGAAAACCAACAUUAGAACGCUAACUAUUUGUAGGAAGUAACAUCACGAUGCACUGCAUUGUAAUCAUCACCUUGCGAGGUGUUACUGCUCGCCGCGGGGCAUUGGAAGGAAAGUUUUGAGGAAUUUCGGUAAUUAAUUGGCAAAGUUAUAUUCACUGCAGUUCGUGAGAUUAAAUUUGCUUGCCUCUCCAACGCUCUGAGGCGUCUACUGUCAAUAUCCUGCCGCUAGGUCCAUCGAUAUAUCUAACGUCAGUGUAGACACGAACGAUGUACAGUCGAAACUCGUUAAUACGACCACGGCAGUUCCCGCAAAUUUUGGUCAUAAAGCGAAUUGUCAUAUUAACGUAGACGUGUGUUACGAGUCAUAUACCAUACCGAUUACGAAAGCUUCGAAAAGUAGAAAAUUUCCAAAUCUGGUAGGAGAAUACAAAAAUGAGGCAUUUUAGAAGAAUGUAUAACAGUUUUUCUUAUAAAUUUGCUUAGUGCAAUUGUCAAUCUGAGGCAUAUCCACUUCUUCUUUCCGGAAGUCAGCUCCGUUCCUUUGAGCUUCUUUUCAGACAUAGUACUCGAUGAAUGCUAUAUGACUGGCCAAUAUGACCAAGGACACUGCUCUUGUAAGCACGUCAGACAUCGGCAUCAUGAGUCAACUCGAAAGCGUGCCUGCGUUUUAUCCGUUAUAAGCCAGAAGAACCGCCGGUUCAGUGAGCAAUGGUCAUAUAGUUACGAGAGUAAAAUACACUUGUCCCCUCCUAGUUGGGCUGAAAAUACCAGUCAUUGUCAUGUAAACGAAAUGUCAUAUUAACGAACAAGAGUUACUUGCGGAGUCCAUUGGGAGGGAACGGUUCCCGAGAAAUAGGAUCAUAAAGCGGGGAUGUCGUAUUAACGAGUGUCAUACUAACGAGGCUCGGCUGUAUAUACAGAAAAUUAAUUUCUUUACACAGUUUAUUUAAACAAUACGCUUCAUACCUUAGAUCUAGUGGCACAGUACGAUUGGGAAGACCUAACAGCACGAUGACCUAACGGGGGAGUAUGUGAGGGUGAGGUGUUGAACAUUUCGCAAAGUGCUUGGCUUAGAAAAAAAAAACAAAAAACACAGAUGCACACAAACACACGGCAGUGCCGCAUUCAGCGGCCGUGCAGCGUUUUUAUCCAUCUGUAUUUGGUAUACUAGCACGCGUUUUCUUUAUUGUGCAUGCUUGCUGCUAGUCGGUAUAGGAGGAGACUGGAGAACCAAGUGUCGAGUGCCUCCAUCUACAAAUUUGUGACUGAGGUAUUUCAUGCAAUUACUGUGAUAAGGAUUACGGCGUAAAUUAAUUUCGUAAAAUUAAUCACGUGAAAUGUCCAAAAGCUUUCUCUAGAUAAUGGUCAAAGCGAAAUCAAAUAAAAGCGUUGCUCUAUUAUACGCCUGUUCCACAUUCAUUGGCGGCGCCUUGUUUUGUAUCAUUCUGCAUGCAAACAUAGGACUCCAGCAGAGUUUCAAUGCGGAGCACUGUAGAAUUUGUAACAGAGACAAGAUAGUGAAAUGUGAGCGUCUCUCCUUGUGCAUUGUUGAACUACAUCUUGAACUGAUUAUGACUGUUGUGUAUUGCAUAAAACCUAGGUUUAUUUAUUUUUUCCACAAUGAAAAAAUGUCGAAUAUAAAAGUUUGAUGAAUAAAGUAAAGGACUAUUCAAAACCUGA